Molecule: messenger RNA, 1231 nt
Organism: Monomorium pharaonis (pharaoh ant)
Lineage: Eukaryota; Metazoa; Arthropoda; Insecta; Hymenoptera; Formicidae
Product: histone H3.3
Exons: 5
Coding region: 296-682 (128 amino acids)
Cellular component (GO): nucleosome
Molecular function (GO): protein heterodimerization activity; DNA binding; structural constituent of chromatin
Source: RefSeq, a predicted model, not a curated record
CGCCAAUGCGUCAACAUGACAUAUUCCUAACUUGGAGUUCGCGGAUUCCGUUGAAAGUUCCUGACGUCGUCAACGUGCGCGUUUAUUUCAUCUUUGCAGGUUAGAUUCACGCGAAAUUGGCGCCAACUCUCUCGUGUUCACGUCCAACCAAUGUCGAGUCGGACUGAUGUUAAAUCUGUCACCACGUUUUUUUCAAAUUUAUGACUGAACUCCAUACCGAAACGAGUCGUAGGCUGUUAUUCGUAGUAUCAAGAAUUAGCUAGAGUCUGCAGUUUCGUGUAUUCGCUAAACAACUAUGGUCCGACGAAAAAACAUACCGAGAUCCAAGCCGACAGCAGCCAAAAGAAACAAAACAAAUGUAAUAGUGGACAAAAGUAAAAGGACAAGCCGAGUAUUACAGGAAAUUAGACAUCUGAGAAGAACAACACAUUUUCUCAUUCCUAAAUUAUCUUUUGCACGUUUAGUUAGAGACAUUAUUCGUGACAUAUUUCCAAGAGACGAGAUCGCCAGGAUACAAGCCACUGCUCUCGAAGCUUUACAAGAAGCGACAGAGAUGUACAUUGUACAAUUCUUUGAAGAUGCAGUAUUGUUAGCAUUGCAUGCUAAAAGAGUCACUCUUAUGCGAAACGAUAUGAUUUUAAUGCGCAGGCUGAGGGGCCGCAAUGAUGUCAUUAAUAGAUAAUAAUUUCAUUUUAUAUAAGUAUUAAAGUAAUUGUGUUUUAAAUAUGUUAAAGUCAAAACUAACUUUUUUUUUAACUUUGUAAGUGACGAAAAGAGAGAUGUAUAUAGGAGUUUGAUAAUGUACAUACAUGUUGUGUCCUUAUCCUAAAUUUAAAACACAUUGCCUCUGUGAUCGUCCUCUUAAUAUCUCUUCUCCCUCUCAUACUUUACCCGAACAAAAUCUCUCACUACCAUAUAUAAAUAUAAAAAUAUAGUAUAUAAGUAUAAAAAUAUAGAAAAUAUUUUUAAAUUUUAAUUUGGAGACAAUCUCGUUGUAUUUUACGAAACAAUAAUCACAAGUCAAACUGAAAUCCAAACACAUCGAAAAAGAACUAAAAAACGUACCAAAUUCAUGUAUUAUAUAAAUAUUACAUUGUUAAUUAUGUUCUAUGUAAUGUGAGAAUUAAGUGACUCAGAUAUAUCCAUUAUUUUUAUAUUCAAUACUAUUAAUAAAUCAUAUGUAUUCAUUAUUAGUAUUAUUUUUAUAAAUAUCUUAUACUUUCAAUAAAAA